This is a messenger RNA of Dreissena polymorpha, 673 nucleotides long. Its product is annotated as zinc finger and SCAN domain-containing protein 26-like. Lineage: Eukaryota; Metazoa; Mollusca; Bivalvia; Myida; Dreissenidae. The coding region runs from base 285 to 518 and encodes 77 amino acids. The record is from RefSeq and is a predicted model, not a curated record. The transcript has 2 exons.
AAAUGCGCUAGCACGUAAAACACAUAAUGGCUAUACACUACGCUUGCAACCGCUUGUUGAACUAAUACAUAAUUAUGAUUUACAGGCAUGCUGUACAAUCCCCAUUAUAAUAUUAAAAUCUUACGCUGGAGCAUCUUAAAUCGAUGACAAGUCCAUGCUUACCUUAAAUAAGUGUACACUUGAUGUUAUUGUAUCAAAUUCCAUUUUUAUUUUGGCGCCAAACACUACUGUCAGGUUAAGUAAUGUAUCGUAUAUUAUUUUUGAUAUUAUAUUUGCUUUAAGGUAUGGCUCAAUGCUCCGAAUGCGGAAAAAUGUCGAAGACCAGAGCUGGAUUAUUGCGCCACAUUAGGGGACACGCUAACUCUGGAAACUAUAACUGCCUUGGGAAAGCAUUUCAGGAUGCCUACAAUCUUAGAAGGCUUCAACGAACAAAGGACCCCAAUGUCACGUGUGUGUACAGUGCGGCCAAGUACCUACUCGUGGCUAGAGAGAAAAGUGCAAAAAAGAGGGAUUGGUGAAAUGUUACCAGUGUGGGUUGGCAGUUAGGAGUGAGAAUGACCUCAGAGAGCACGUCAAUACCCAUAUGCAUGACAAGUGUUACAGUAGUGAGGAGUGUUUCAAAACGUACAAACGCAAAACAAACCUUUCUCGAUACGUGAGGACUUCACAUAAA